Messenger RNA from Physella acuta, 3972 nucleotides. Its product is annotated as zinc finger protein with KRAB and SCAN domains 1. Lineage: Eukaryota; Metazoa; Mollusca; Gastropoda; Physidae. The record is from RefSeq and is a predicted model, not a curated record.
UUCAAAAUGGCCGAUAUACUGAGACUUGACUGAACAGUAGCAACAAAGAGAAUGUGAUUAACAAAAACGUAUGCCAAUUUAAAAGGUUGAGAUUGAUCAAACUUCACAAGCUCUAAUCUAUAAAAAUGUCAAAAUAUCAAUACAGCAAGCUUGUAAUGGAGAAAUUUCUCAGGCGGUCAUUUUAUGACGCAGUCCUGGAACUUUACGAAACAGCCCAAGGGACUCGCAUUAUUUCAGUUAGCCUGGAGGGUAAUUUAUCUCUGGUUGUCAAUAAAGAUGAAAGUUUUGUCAUCAAGCUGAAUGAAAUUGCUCAACGUGCUGAUGAUCGGGAAGAUCACCAGCAGCGCUUUAAAGAAAUCGGAGGGAUGAAACUUGAGGAAACUAUUGAGAGGUAUGUGGUGAAGAAAGAAGAAUUUUUGCCUAGCACUGUUGAACCUACAUCAAACUUGGGCAGUGAGAUCAUCAAUCUUGAUCCUAUCCCUAAAAAUGCUGAGAAAUACCCUCAAGGUGAGACCACAGUUUCUGGCAAAGUUGAUUCUGCCUAUGAAGAUCAAAAAUGUAAAUAUUCAGAAAAUUCUGAAGAUAAAAUUAAUGAGAGCAAAGGUGAAAGUGACAGUUUUGAGAAGUCAAGUGAAGGAGAGAGUGACUCGGAUGAUGAAGCUGAUUCAGAGUUGGCGAUGACUUUUGAGUCCCAUUCAAUGCUGCCUAUUGACAGUCAACAGAACAUGUUGCAUAAAUCUGAUUUGGACACUUCUGGCGGAGAUGACAUCUGUUUUCUUCCAGUAGGCCAGAUAGAUGAGUUUAAGAGGAAAUCAGAAUAUAAGGACCAUGAGCAUACAGAGCUUCAUGGGAAAAAAUCUCCUAGAAAAAGAAGAAAAACAGCGUCAUCAACAGAUGGAGAUGAUGAAGGUGUCAAGCCAGAAGAUAAAGUUGGCUCCUCCACCUCAACCAAUGUUGACGAAACUGGCGGUCUCCAGCUUCUACCACAUACAGCAACCGGCCCAAUCAUAAUUGAUGAAGAUGACAAUAGUUACAACAGUAGCAUGACAGAGAGCCAGAUGGCUCAGUUAGCCAUGUUCCAGAUGAGAGACCCUAAUGUUAGCAUGUUCAGACAGCAAGAUUUAGAAGAGCUAGCCAGACAACAACAGCAGUGGCAGAUGGUUGCCUAUCAGCGUAGCAUCAUGGAAAAAUCAUAUCUUCAGCAACAAAUGCAGCAAUACCAACGUGAUACUGAGCGCCUUAGGUGGGAGUAUGCUGCCCAACACAGAGAGUUAGCACAGUCAAGAGACUACCCCCACAGUGCUGAAGAAACAGAGAAAAUUUAUAGACAAGCACAGACUCAGUCUGCUGCCACUGAAGCUGCUAUGUUAGCUGCAGCUGCUUUGGAACAGGCUAAAAAAAGUGCCAGAGAAGGAAGUGAUGAAGCAGCAGCAACUGUAGACAAAAUGUCUUCCCAGUACCUUCGUCUGCUUGCAGAAGAACACGUUGCCAGUCAGAUGGAUGCUGACUAUGAGGAAGGUGAGUUGAGACCUGAGUCACAUUCAUGCGUCCUAUGUGGGCUCAAAUAUUUAACUGUUGACUUGCUUAUGAGACACAUGGAGAAACACAGGAUAGCAUUUGAGAGGUCCUGUUCUGUUUGUCAGUCUGGUACCCUGACUGGCAACAUGCUUAUACUUCACAUGGAGGCUUCACAUGGCCCAGAGACCAGCUUCCCCUUACCAUCCACAGCACUCCCAGUGUCUAACACAACUGCUACCUCUUCAGUUGUCACAACCUCUGCUGGGGACUUCUCCCAGUCAUUUCCUGCAACACUUCAGACAAGCUACAGCAUCCAGCCGCAGGAAGAAACUACAGGGAUGAAGUUACCCCAACAGCCACAAUCACCCAAGCACGUCACUGUUAAAACACAAGAGGCAGAGGAGACAGCAUCAAGUUCUAAUGUUAAAUCAGAAUCCGAAGAGAGUUUUGAUUAUGCUCUGGCAUCAUCUGCUUCCAGAAUUGACACUGACAUGACUUCUAUAACACAGGACAACUUUUUGGGAAUCCCUUCCCAGUUUUAUCCAUUAAUUGGAUGUCAAGUUUGUGGGGAGAAAUUUGCUCUCAGUGAAGCACUGGACCAGCAUGUUGAAAGCCAGCAUAAGGAUACAUCUUGCUCUUACAACUGUAAACCCUGCUGUUUAACUUUCAAGACUCAUGUAGAGUACAGCAAACACAUGACAAGGCAUGAAGCUUCUUCCACAAACCUGAAAUGCAGCCAUUGUCUUAAAUCCUUCAAAUCUGUGAAGCAGUUACGGCUGCACUAUGUUGCUGCUCAUGCGUGCUGCCAUUUCUGUGAAUAUUGUCGUGCUGGGUUUCCUGAUGCCAUGUCACUGCAGUCACACGAACAACUCCAUACCCUUGAUCCAGAUAAACUGACUUUCCGUUGUGACAUAUGCAGUAAGGCCUUCUACACCCAGUCCCAGUGUAGUGCUCACAAACGUACACACAAAGAUGAAAAGGCGCAUGCCUGUGAAGUGUGCGGUAGUGCAUUUUUUAAGAGAGGGGACUUGACUAAACAUGUACGCACAGUUCAUUCACCCAGUCGAUUAUUCUCAUGUAAAUUUUGUGGUAAGAAAGGCACCCGUAUGGAUAACAUGAGAAGUCACGUCCGUUCCCAUCACAAAAAUAUGACCAGAGAUCAAAUCAUAAAUAUGAUUGAAGUUAUUGAAUAAUAUUCGUCUUUCAUAGGUCUUAGUCUUUCUGCUGCUUUUUUUUUUGUCUGGGAAUGAAGCUAUUUUUAUUUAUCAUUCUCAUGUACCAAAAUGAAAAAAAUAGAACACUAAAAAAUGUUUGCUGUACAUCUGUUAAAAAGACAAAACUUUGUACAUCUUUUUUUUUUAAAAACAGGUUACAUUUUGCAAUGAUGACAUUGCAUUUGUUUUAGUUAAAAAACUAAAUGAUGGCAUUUGUAUGUUAUUUUAAGUAUUUUUUAAACUCAAAACAUUGUUGGUAAUGUAUACAAUUCUUUUAUAUUAAAACGUUAUUAUAUCAACAAAGAUUACUAAUUUAGUUCAUUCAUGGUUAAUGCUCCUAGCACCAGUUUAUGGAGUUAGUUAUCAAGAUAGUAAUUUACUGUAUUUGAUUGUCAAAGGAAAAUUUAAGUUGAGUAGUUUUUUCCAGUAUUGUGACCAAAGAGUGGUUUCUGUACUUCAUUUCAUGAUGCUGACAGUCUUUCCCUUCACUAGAUGUCAUUUGUACAGUUUAUAAAAAUACAACUUUGAGGGUUUGUAGAAGAGCACAUUGGUAUUACUUUACACAUCAGUGUUGUAGUGAAGUUUAGAUUUGUGUAUAAAAAUUCCUUGUACUUGUAUAUGGAAAGGAUUUUACAUUAUCUUUCCCCUUUUUAUAUUUAAUGAUCUGACAAAAAAGAUCUUUGCUUCUCCAAAUAUAAACAGUGGUUUUUAUACCUUAAUUAGGUACAAUUUUUUGUUUUUACAGAGAAAUGUAAAUAUUUUUAAUUUUGUUCUAAUUUCUGUUACAUUAAGCAGUCAAACAGGGACCAGUGUAAUAAAAUUGAAACUAUUUAAAAUUCCUUUUGAUUUAAAUGUAAUGCUUUAAACAGAUUAAUAAUAGCAUUUAAGUGUAGUGUUUUUCUGUUCAGCUUAGUUGCAAAAAUACUCAUUCUGUUCAGGUUUAUCAUGUCAAAACAAUUAUCUGAAUAAUUGGUGUUUGCCAGAUUAAAAAAAUUUUUAAAUUGCCUGUAGUUAGUAAAAUCAAAUGAUUUUGAUCUUUAAUUAACUUUUCGUUUGUCAAAUCAGAUAUGGUAUUCCUCAAAAAUAAUUUUACUUUAACACAUAUGUUGUGCAAAAGCUAAAACUUAUUACUCAUUUAUAUUUCAUAUACUCUGCAUUAUUGCAUUUAUUCAAUAUUUCAUAUAUAUUAAUUGAAUAUCUAAAUCUUCUCUCUAAACUAUUAAAAAUUACUGUCAAUGGU